AUGAUGCAUGCAACAGGUAACUUUUUCUCUCGCGUUUUUAUGCGAUAGACAAAAAGAUCAAACGAUCAUCGGGUGCCCUUAUCGCAUGUUCUAGUUAGGCGUUCGAGGUUUGCAUGCAGGACUACAGUGUGAUCUAUAUUACAUGGUUGGGGUCGUAAUACUUUUGAAGUAUGAAUGACGUUUCUUUUCAACAGUUUUUAACUUUGCUUUAUUGCACUCCGUUAAAAAAACUUUAUUUUAAACGCUAGUGAACCAAAUUGUACAAUAUGUGAACUAGUUGUGGCCAUCUACGAAGGUAUUACUAUAAAGAGGGAAUGGGUAGCGCGCACGGGGAACUGCAAAAUGAAAAAAAAGGGAGAAUAGGCGCUGAAGUUAUUGACAGGGGUACGGUUUAAAUUACCUUUUGUUUCCAUUUUUUUUUUAGAUUCCCAUUCACUGGGUUCGUUUCCGUUCUUCGUUCCUCGUUUUAGUCCUUUCAGUAGCCAUGCCAGUAAAUACAGGUAGUAAUUUAGAUCCAGUUGUAUAUAGCAUCUUUCACAUCUGCUUCCCGAGGUUUCUUCCACGAACAAUCAAGAAGCGACCGAGAUAAAUAUGUCAAGAUCUAUUGGGAGAACAUUCUACCUAGUAAGAUAUUGCAUACAGUAGUACGUUUUGUUAACCGGCCAUCAGCGACAGACGGCAAACUAUUGUUGCAAACUGAAAGCUAAAAAGGUCUAUUUAUUUUCGGCGACACUACUUUUUACUUAAUUGUCAAUUGAAAAUAUUGGUUUGUUAAACUAGUACUUUGAAAUCUACGUGAUAUCUUUAGAAGUGUUCAGAUAUCUAUUCUGACUUCACUAACACGAGAAAAGGAACAAUUCUCGCGCCAAAACCGUAAAUAAUCCGAAACUAUCCCUCGAAUCCCGCGCGCCCCUUAACCGUGUUCGUUCCCAUGUUUCUCAAACGUCAGAAAUUACAUUUUUUUUGGCAUCGUUCACCAUUCCUGGGGUCGCAGUUACUUUCCAAUUGUUAUCAAAUGCAUCAAAAAAGCGCUUUUGAAUUUGAGCAUGAUGGAGUAAUAUCAUGAAUUGCUCCUUCAUAGUUAAAUGUGCGCAAAUACGUCUUUACAAGAAAUACGUUAAGCCAAGUGUGUUACCUACCUACCCACUCUACCUACCUCACCUACCUAAUUUUGUUUUAUUUUAGAGUAUAAAGACCAGUUUGACAAAUAUUCGUGGAGGACUCUUGAUAAUUUGGGUGUGUCCUACGAUUAUCAGUCCGUCAUGCAUUAUGAUAGACUAGCAUUCACCAAAAACGGCAAACCCACCAUUGUAGCCAUUGGAAACGAGAACAUGGAAUUUGGAGCUCCGAAUAACCUUCUAAGUACCAGAGACGCAGUCAAAAUCAAUGCUUUUUUACAAUUGCAGAAGUGA
Messenger RNA from Porites lobata, 1412 nucleotides. The record is from the annotation of a GenBank genome assembly. NCBI's taxonomy places the organism in Eukaryota, Metazoa, Cnidaria, Anthozoa, Scleractinia, Poritidae.